CAUUUCGGUUGAAUGUUGACAAUAUACCGAUCCACUGUGUCUAUGCCUUGCUUGCUCAACACAAUGCCAUGAGCUAGGAGACAGCAGGAUGGGUAAUAUCUCAUCCAUGGCCAGAGCCUCGACAGCUCUGGACUCUUAUGUUGCGGAACUGGGAAAUGAUAUUUCAUACGAGAAGAGUCUGUCAUCGUCCAGAUUUCUCAAGUCUAUCCUGGCUCGACAUGCGUACGGUCCGCUCGUGCUCAAAAUCUUCAUAAAGCCAGACGCGACCAUGUCAUUGAGGGUCAUUCAGCGUCGACUGAAAGCUGAACGAGAUGCUCUUGCCGACCUCGGAAGUGUCAAUACGUAUCAGGCAUUUGUGGAGACGGAGAAAGCUGGAUAUCUGAUACGUCAGUGGGUCGGAGCGAAAUUGUAUGACCGCGUCAGCACGCAGCCGUACCUCUCUCUGAUCGAAAAGAAGUGGAUCGCCUAUCAACUGUUGACUGCACUGCGAGACUCCCGGGCGAAGAAGGUCGCCCAUGGCGAUAUCAAGUCUGAAAACAUCCUCAUUCUGUCCGACUUGACGCUUUUGUUGACCGACUUUUCAUCAUCCUUUAAACCGACCUUCUUGCCGCUGGAUGACCCUUCCGACUUCUCAUUCUUCUUUGAUACGUCUUCUCGUCGGACAUGCUACGUUGCGCCGGAGAGGUUUUACGCUUCAGAUUCCAAGAGGGCGCAAGAGAAGAGAGCUGCAGCUACGGCCGUGACGGAUGAAUCGUGGGGGAAAAGAGAUGGCAAAGUCACAGAAGAGAUGGAUGUCUUCAGUGCUGGCUGUGUCAUUGCCGAAAUGUGGACGGAUGGAAGGACAGUGUUCAAUUUGAGCGAGCUGUUUGCCUACCGAGAUGGAUCCCUCGGGCUCGAUGGGAUCUUGGACAACAUUGAGGAUGCCAGCGUCAAAACUAUGAUCAGUCAGAUGUUGUCACUGGACCCGGCUGCCCGACCUUCGUUUGAUCACAUCCUCGCAACAUAUCGAGAGACCAUCUUUCCCGAGUACUUUUACACCUUUCUCAAGGAUUACGUCUCAUCCUUAUCCGAGCACACCGAGCAAUCGGAUCUUCCAUUUUUACAGAGGGUCUCCCCUCUCCCGGGGACAAAGAUUGACAGACUACUGGAGGAAUGGGAUUCCAUAUCAGUCUACUUGAACGGAGAACCCGAUGGUCCAGCUCUACUACUACUCAACUCGGUCACCUCGUCGAUUCGAAACUGUCUCUGGCCUUCAUCUCGCCUCCAUGGUCUACAACUAUUUCUCAACCUCCUACCAUUCAUCUCAGAUGAAGACAAGGUGGAUCGUAUCGUACCGUUUGUCGCAGACCUACUCACGGACGACGUGGCUAUCGUCAGAGCGGAGGCUUGUCGUACCAUGGGCAUCAUCGUCGAAUCUGUCACAUCUAUAACGCCUCACAACGCUACGUUUAUUCCAGAAUAUCUGUUGCCCCAGAUGCGGCACCUCGCGACAGAUCCAGAUGUCUUUGUUCGGGCUACAUGUGCAAGAGGGCUUGUUAGGAUUGCCGACGCGGCUGUUCGUAUGCUCGAGAUGAGCCAAGCUGCCAAGUCGACACGGCAGGAGGAAGUCGGCGUGGUGGAGCCCGACUACGACUCAAUGUUACACGAGAUCCAGUCGGUAGUUGAGGAACAAGCGACGACACUCCUAGUUGAUCCGACUUCCGCUGUCAAGCGCUCCAUGUUGUCAGACAUUGCCGGCCUGUGCCUUUUCUUUGGCCGUCAAAAAUCGUCAGAGACUGUCCUGAGCCACAUCAUGACCUAUCUGAACGAUCGGGAUUGGCUCUUGCGGCUGGCCUUCUUCGACGGCAUCGUGGGUGUGGGCGCAUUCAUUGGUAUCCGGGCUAUCGAGGAAUACGUACUCCCGUUGAUGCUCCAGGCGCUGGCUGAUCCGGAAGAGGCGGUUGUCGCUCGAGUCAUCACCGCUCUCACAAGUCUCUCGUCCUUGCGUCUCCUACCGAGGAUGCGGAUAUGGGACGUCUUCUUCAGCACCUAUGGCUUCCUGUGUCAUCCAAACAUCUGGAUUAGACAAGGGACCGCUGGUUUCAUUGCCUCCGCCUCCAAAAACCUGCCUUCUUCUGAUGUCUGGUGCAUUCUCUACCCUGCCCUGAGGACGCUGCUAGAAUCAGAUAUACUGGAGGUCGAUGAGGCGUCCAUCUUGUCCUCUGUGCUCGAGCCUCUUUCACGCGCAACACUAGUCGCUGCAAAGGCGGCUGCAUUGGCAGACUCACCUCGAGGGUUUUGGACGAUUAAAAACGAACCCAAUAUUAAGGCUGCUGUUGUCAGACUCGCCAGUGCUACGCUGCCUGAAGGGUUGAUCAAGGGUAUCUCAGCCAAGGAUGAAACCAAAGUGGUUGCGAUGAAAGAAUUCAUCAUCAAACAAGCACAUGCUACUCGAGCUCGCGAGAUGACCGGAGAGAUUGCGGAAAAUGUCCUGUCCUCGGGCAAAUCCGUGUCCCUCACAGAUCUCGGUGUCACUCCUCAGACCAUUUUCAUCAGUCCUCGGACGGUGCGUGUCGACGCCAAGAGCGAUCUAAAACGGUUACGGCCCUUUCUCGCCGAAUCUUCCAGCCGUCGGACGUCAUUCACGAAUCGCAGCGCCAAAGAAAAUCCCAUCGAUGAGAUACGGAAGCGUUUGGCUUUCAUGGAGACGGCUGUGCCUGCCGAGGCGAUUGUCGAGAGCACAGAGAGUCCUUCGGAGUCGGGGCUGUCUUCAACGAUUGAUGUGAAACCCGGCAGCAGGAAGCGGCUCGACUCAAAAGCUCUGCCUGCCAUCGGAGCGUCCCAUACUACUGUUACGGGCCUGACAUCGAUCCAUGAUGACGCGAUGUCAGGCAGAGCUACUCCAAUGGCGGACAAUCCCACAUACGCAAGCUCGUAUGAAGGCCCCGAUCCGGGAUUGCGCGCGUUCCUCGAGCAGGUGGAUCUGGAAAACUACAGAGAGCCUCUACUGGAUUUCGGGCCAAAAGUGUCGGCGAAUCAACGCAAGCGUGCGCCUCGGCCCAAAUCAACAUCUGCUACCCCAGGCGUGACCAUGAUUGGACAUCUCACACAGCACACUGGUCCCAUCACUGCCAUCGUCACGCCGCCAGAUCACCUGUUUUUCGCCACUGCAUCUGAGGAUGGUCAAAUCCUGAUAUGGGAUUCUGCUCGAUUGGAACGCAUGGUCGCGACACGGGCAAGGCUGGCGUACAGUCUGGGGUCGCCAGUCACAUGCAUGUGCCGCAUCGAUGCGACGCAUUGUCUAGCUGCCGCAUCUCAGGACGGGCAGCUGCAGAUCCUUCGGGUGCACGUGGCUAACCCUAGCAGAGGAUCUGGGACUGCAAAGUACGCCAAAGUGGAGAGUGUAAAGAGCUGGAGGGCCCCAGUCGGGCAUGUCAUUUUCGUGCAUCAUAGAGAUUCUGCGCUCUUGGUGGUCACUUCGACCUCCUUGAUCGGCUUCCUGGAUAUCCGGGCCAUGGACUUGAUCCGGAAAUUCCAACACCCACUGGAGUUUGGCGCAAUUACGACGGUCUGCCCUUCCACGCACUGGAUUAUCGUCGGGACUGACCUCGGCAUCCUUUCACUCUGGGAUCUUCGUUUCGGUCUCCUGCUGAAAUCUUGGCGUGCGAGUGGACCGAUCACAGCAUGCCAUAUACACCCCGCCCGAGGUCGCGGGCGUUGGGUCAUGGUCUCCACGACCAGAGCUAGUCCUAUUGUGGAAGUGUACGAUAUCGAGUCCGCUAAGCUUGUCGAAAUGUUCGAGUUGAGCCGUCCUUCGAGCAAGAUGCCAUCGACGGAUGUCCCGUCUCGAUCGGAAUUGGUCGCUGAAAUGGCCAAGCAGGAAGCUAAGGCGGCAACUGAGGGAGAUGAGGCCUUGCCGGCAGUCCUCUCAUUACUGCCUGGACAUGGUGCGGCGACGUCAGCCGCUGGCGACGAUAGCGACUCUACGACUGGUUGGGUCGUUACGGCAGAUGAAGACCGAGCGAUUCGAUUAUGGGAUGUGGUCAAAGCCUCAGACAGCUUUGUCAUCUGUGGGUCACCAAAAGAGCUCGAUGUGGUUUUCAAGCAGACCUCAACUCAGCCUUUGGAGCUGUACACCGUUCCAUCAAAUCAACGUCAGGGAUCUGAGCGACAGAGCAACUCGGCUAGAGGUCAACAACCGUUGAGGCCGCAUUACGACGCCAUUUGCGCGCUAGCAAGCGUUGAGACUCCGUUCUCGAGCUGUAUCAUCAGCGGAGAUCGAAGUGGAGUGAUCAAAGUGUGGAGAAUGGAAGGCAAGCGAUGAUUGAUAUACCCUGCAUGAGUUGUAUAAUCACCACCAUUGACAUCCAUCAUCAUAAAUCAGCAUGGUUCAUCCAACAUGU
Molecule: messenger RNA, 4382 nt
Organism: Kockovaella imperatae
Lineage: Eukaryota; Fungi; Basidiomycota; Tremellomycetes; Tremellales; Cuniculitremaceae
Exons: 14
Coding region: 89-4303 (1404 amino acids)
Biological process (GO): autophagy of peroxisome; protein targeting to vacuole; macroautophagy
Cellular component (GO): phosphatidylinositol 3-kinase complex, class III, type II; phosphatidylinositol 3-kinase complex, class III, type I; nucleus-vacuole junction
Molecular function (GO): protein serine/threonine kinase activity; protein binding; ATP binding
Source: RefSeq, a predicted model, not a curated record